AAAAGUUUAUUCUUUUAUUUAUUUUAUUGUGAAUCAUGUUCAUAUAAUCGAAACUCUAUAUAUAGAUGUGAUGAAUCAAUAUGAUCUAGUACUCGUCAAAUAAAAAUCCGUAGAUGAAGUGCAACAAGUCCUCAAUAACUUCAACGAAUCACAUCACUCCACGUGUCACGAUAUUUCCCUCCUCCCCUAUCCGUUCAACAUUGCCAUAAAGGGCAACUUAAAACCACAGCCACUUACGCGGUCUCUACAGUUCCUCCCCCUACAGUUGUUGCAUUUCCGUCGUCCUCCCCCGCAUUUCCACCGAUUUAUUCACCAACCCAAAGCUCCAUUCACCCGAAAAAACUCGUCGGAGAAGUAAGAAGAGCCGAUGGAGAGUUUAGGUGCGAGAAACCUGGCGGCGAUGGCGGUAUCGGGUUACCCGAUCGUGAGGCGCUCAAGGAAGAAGAGGCUCAGGGGCGCCGCGGGUCUAGCAACGGCCUCGCGCGGCGAACGCGCGCCGGCGGCGCUCCGCGUCAGGUGUGGCGGAGCGAGCGCGGGGAGCGAGGGCUGCUUGGCUCUGCCGGUGAGGGAGGAUUUCGCCGACGAGGAGGAUUACGUGAAGGCGGGCGGGUCGGAGCUUUUGUUCGUGCAAAUGCAGCAGAACAAGGACAUGGAUCAGCAGUCUAAGCUUGCGGAUAAGUUGCCGAGGAUAUAUACAGGGGAUAACGUACUGGAUUUGGUUGUAAUUGGUUGCGGACCUGCUGGGCUGGCUCUGGCUGCUGAGUCAGCUAAGUUGGGUCUGAAUGUUGGGCUUGUUGGCCCAGAUCUUCCUUUCACGAAUAACUAUGGUGUGUGGGAGGAUGAAUUCAAAGAUUUAGGACUUGCAUGCUGCAUUGAACACGUCUGGCGGGAUACUGUUGUAUAUCUGGACGAAAAUGACCCCAUUUCUAUCGGUCGUGCGUAUGGACGUGUUAGUCGGCAUCUGCUUCAUGAAGAGUUACUGAAAAGGUGUGUCGAGUCAGGUGUAUCUUAUCUUAGCACAAAAGUUGAAAGGAUUAUUGAAGCUUCAAGCGGCCAUAGACUUGUAGAAUGCGAAGGCAAUGUUGUAAUUCCUUGCAAAUUGGCUACAGUAGCAUCUGGGGCUGCUUCGGGUAAGCUCUUGGAGUACGAGGUCGGGGGUCCAAGGGUUUCUGUGCAGACAGCCUAUGGAGUUGAGGUUGAGGUGGAAAACAAUCCGUAUGAACCCAGUCUCAUGGUUUUCAUGGAUUACAGAGACUUCAUGAAACAUAAAGUAGAAUGCCUUGAAGCACAAUAUCCAACUUUUCUUUAUGCGAUGCCAAUGUCUCCAACAAGAGUUUUCUUUGAGGAAACCUGUCUGGCUUCAAAAGAUGCCAUGCCUUUCGAAUUAUUGAAAAGCAAACUCAUGUCGAGACUAGAGAAUAUGGGAGUGCGCAUUACAAGAACUUACGAAGAGGAAUGGUCUUAUAUUCCUGUUGGUGGUUCCUUGCCAAACACCGAGCAGAAGAACCUUGCCUUUGGUGCUGCUGCUAGCAUGGUCCAUCCUGCCACAGGUUAUUCGGUUGUUAGAUCAUUGUCAGAGGCUCCAAAUUAUGCGUUGGUUAUUGCAAAUAUUUUGAAACAAUCCAAUGUUAGAAACAUGGUGAUCAGUUCGAGGAUUUCAAAUAUCUCGAUGCAAGCUUGGAAUGCUCUUUGGCCAUUGGAGAGGAAAAGACAACGAGCAUUUUUUCUGUUUGGAUUAGCACUCAUAUUGCAAAUGGAUAUCGAAGGCAUACGCACAUUCUUCCACACAUUUUUCCGUUUGCCGAAAUGGAUGUCUCAGGGAUUCCUUGGCUCGACUCUAUCCUCAGUCGACCUUUUACUGUUUGCUUUCUAUAUGUUUGUGAUAGCACCAAACGACAUGAGAAAGCGCCUCAUCAACCAUCUCUUAUUCGAUCCCACUGGCGCCAUCAUGAUAAAGACUUAUCUUACCUUGUAGAUUAUUAUUUCAGUCUUAGUUCGAAAUAACCGCCAUGUAUUUAACUUCUGCAUGUAUAGGUAAUUAGGUAUCAUCGAUUUCCCGUAUUCAGCUCUAUGGCCAUGCAAUUUUUGUGUGAAGAAAAAGGGAUUCAGCAUGUUUAACUUUGAAUCCUGGUUUACUGUUGUCAAACAUAUGAAAACAGACAGAAUCACAGAAGUCUAAUUAAGAAAGAAUGGGCAUAAAUAUAAUCAUACCCAUGAUAUUGGUCCAAUAUAGUUCAGGUGGCAGAAUUAGUUUAGCUCAGAUGAUGUGAUUAAUUCUGACUAAAGAAAUUCUGUAGAAAAUUUGUGACUGAUGAAACUAUAAUUCUGCUAUCUUUCUUAAGAAACCAACCGUUGGAGAAAAAUUG
Messenger RNA from Striga asiatica, 2366 nucleotides. The record is from the annotation of a GenBank genome assembly. NCBI's taxonomy places the organism in Eukaryota, Viridiplantae, Streptophyta, Magnoliopsida, Lamiales, Orobanchaceae.